This is a messenger RNA of Ananas comosus (pineapple), 2115 nucleotides long. RefSeq names its product laccase-4-like. The transcript has 7 exons. Bases 73 to 1824 code for a protein of 583 amino acids. The record is from RefSeq and is a predicted model, not a curated record. Gene Ontology annotation, molecular function: copper ion binding; hydroquinone:oxygen oxidoreductase activity. Gene Ontology annotation, cellular component: apoplast. NCBI's taxonomy places the organism in Eukaryota, Viridiplantae, Streptophyta, Magnoliopsida, Poales, Bromeliaceae. Gene Ontology annotation, biological process: lignin catabolic process.
UAAGCACCUCUCUCUCUCUCUCUCUCUCUCUCUCUCUCUCUCUCUCUCUCUCUCUCUUGAGCUAGCUAUAACAUGGGGUUCCUUCUUUUACGUUCAUAUCUCCUCGUGUUGUUGUUCUCAACCAUCACUUUCUCUCUCAUGCCCAUUGUGAUACGAGCCCAACAAACAGGCAUUACUAGGCACUACAAAUUUGACAUACAAAUGGCAAAUGUAACGCGUCUGUGCCGCACCAAGAGCAUCGUGACGGUGAACGGGCAGUUUCCGGGCCCCAAGAUCGUCGCGAGAGAGGGCGACCGCGUUGUCGUGAGGGUGGCUAACCAUGUACCGUAUAAUAUCACCUUGCAUUGGCACGGAGUGAGACAGAUACGAAGCGGCUGGGCCGAUGGGCCUGCCUACAUAACCCAAUGCCCGAUCCAAACGGGCCAAAGCUUCGUGUAUGACUUCACCAUAGUGGGCCAACGUGGAACUCUCUUUUGGCAUGCGCAUAUAUCUUGGUUACGGGCCACGCUCUAUGGCCCAAUUAUCAUCCUCCCCAAGCUUGGUGUUCCUUAUCCAUUUGCCAAGCCCUACAAGGAAGUUCCCAUCAUUUUGGGGGAAUGGUGGGAGGCCGAUACAGAGGCUGUGAUUAGUCAAGCUCUCCAAACUGGUGGAGGCCCAAAUGUCUCAGAUGCCUACACCAUUAAUGGGCUCCCAGGCCCAUUAUACAAUUGCUCUGCUAAAGAUACGUUCAAGCUCAAGGUGAAGCCCGGCCGCACGUACCUCCUCCGCAUGAUCAACGCUGCACUCAACGACGAGCUCUUCUUCGCCGUCGCGAACCACACCCUCACCGUCGUCGACGUCGACGCGCUCUACGUAAAGCCCUUCGACACCCCGACCCUCGUCAUCGCCCCCGGCCAAACCACGAACGUGCUCCUCCGCACGAAACCGACCUUCCCCAACGCCACAUUCUUCAUGGCCGCGCGGCCGUACGUCACGGGGCGCGGCACGUUCGACAACACCACCGUCGCGGGCGUGCUCGAGUACACGAACCCCAGAAGCGCUUUCCCUGCGAAGGGCUUCAAUAAGAAGCUCCCUCUGUACAAACCGAUUCUCCCGGGGCUUAACGACACCUCGUUUGUCGCGAAUUUUACUAGCAAGUUGCGGAGUUUGGCGACGGCUCAGUUCCCUGCGAACGUGCCGCAAACUAUCGAUAGGCGCUUCUUCUUCACUGUUGGAUUAGGCGUGAGCCCGUGUCCUGAGAAUCAGACAUGCCAGGGACCAAAUGGGACCAAGUUCGCGGCAACAAUGAACAACGUCUCCUUUGCUCUGCCAACCACUGCACUUCUGCAAUCGCACUUCUUCGGCCAGUCGAAGGACGUAUACACCCCAAACUUUCCGAUCAUCCCUCUCAUGCCGUUCAACUACACGGGGACUCCGCCGAACAACACCUUCGUGAGCAACGGAACAAAGGUGUUGGUGCUCCCGUUCAACACGAGCGUGGAGUUGGUGAUGCAAGAUACGAGCAUUCUCGGUGCGGAGAGCCACCCCUUGCACCUGCACGGAUUCAACUUCUUUGUGGUGGGACAAGGGUUUGGAAACUAUAAUCCGGCGACGGACCCCUCAAAGUUUAAUCUCGUCGAUCCCGUUGAGCGGAACACCGUCAGAGUGCCCGCCGGUGGGUGGGUGGCCAUUCGUUUCCGCGCGGAUAAUCCUGGUGUGUGGUUCAUGCAUUGCCACUUGGAGGUGCACACGAGCUGGGGCCUGAAAAUGGCGUGGCUCGUCCUCGAUGGACCGCUCCCCAACCAGAAGCUGCCACCUCCACCGUCCGAUCUCCCCAAAUGCUAGGCCCGAUCAAUCUCCGCCGUCCAUCUCUACUCUCCAUUAACUUGCUUGCACGUGUGCUUUUAUUUUGGUGCGUGUUUCGGUUUUGUGUUGGUGUGUGGUCGCUGAAGUUGCUUAUGGUCGAGAGGAAAUUUGUAGCUCUCUCUUGACCAAGUUGACCAUUAGGAUCCACGUGGCCGAUUCUUAUUCGCUGGCUCUGACUGUCGUGGCAACACUUUACUUGUUGUCUACAUCGUCGGUUUUGUUGAUGAUUGUACCAAUAAAUUUUUUUAUCGAAUAAAAUACAUUCGGCUG